Trichoplusia ni (cabbage looper) is the source of this 2798-nucleotide messenger RNA. RefSeq lists its product as uncharacterized. The record is from RefSeq and is a predicted model, not a curated record. The coding region runs from base 817 to 1596 and encodes 259 amino acids. NCBI's taxonomy places the organism in Eukaryota, Metazoa, Arthropoda, Insecta, Lepidoptera, Noctuidae. The transcript is spliced from 5 exons.
UAAUAUUAAAAAAAAUAAUUUUGAAAAUAGGCGAAAUAGGCUUGGCCUGCACUAGUAUUAUUUCGUGCCUAUAAAAUAAUUAUUAUCUCAUUUUUAUGUCAAAUAUAUUCAAGAGUUUUUACAUAAUUUACUUGUCUUAUAUAGGUAAGACCUUAGAGUCCUCUAGAUAUCCUCGAUGUUUUAAUUAAGACAAACAUUGUAAACAAUAAUAUCUUUAUUUUGUUGUCCGGUGAAGGAACCUGUUCUCGUGUAUUGAAGUGUCGUUUUAUUUAUUCCUAUUUCGAUCCGAAUGCAUUUCGGCAUCGGCGUGCAUGCAAUAAAACGCGUUUAAAUUGUAUUUAUUUAUAAACGUCGAUUUCUGAAACCGAUCGUAAAAUUUCGCACGUCUUGUGUUGCUAGGGUGUUGGAAUUUGGACGAUUUUAGGGAGUUUCUUUAUUCUAAUGACUAAUUUACCUACGAUGAAUAUAUAAUUAGGGUUAUCACUAAGAUAAAUUGAUUGCUUAUGAGUAAAUCAGCGGAUUCUGUUCAUUAAUUUUGAUUUAUUUUCAGCAUGCUCAUCUAUCAAAGAAUAUUCUCAUGCCUAUACAGUACUCACACCAUACAAAGUAUUUAAUUAAUUAAGAAAAAUGUAAAUUAUUUUAAUAAGCAAUAGAUUUACACAGAUCAGCAAGCCGCAAGAGAAAAUGAGGUUUUUUAUUUACUCUUUUUUUUUUGGUAUAUUUACAAGUAUGAAUCGUGCAGUUUUAAUUUUGAGAACUAGCAACCCCGAGUGUUGGCGGACUUAUUGGUACGUUUCGAGUUAACAGUAAAACGCAAUGGCUACGCAUUUGGCUUUCUCGAUACUGAUGUUGGCGGUUUUGGAAGUCAGUCAAGCAAAUGUAGCUCACAACGCUGCCGCUUUGAAACCUUUCCUAGAUCCAAAGAGACGAAGUGAAAUAGUAGACGAAACGUUUCUAGAACAAAAAGAUAUAUUAUUAGAUAUGCUUGAAGCAAAACUUAAAGAAGUAAGAGACAAAAAGAAAAGGAAGCCGAACAUGACUGACCUCAACCACUUUACAAAUAACAAUCACUUCGAAAGACCUGAUCCGAGUAAACUGUGCGAUAGUGUGCUACAGAACCUUGAUGUCAAAGUUAGGAUAAACGGUAUCAGUGCGAUCGGGGAUGCGGACUUACAGCUCAAGUAUGGAACUUCUGGUAAAGGCACAGUUAAUUUAGAAGCUAAUGGAAUAUCUAAUGUUGGUAAAGUUCACAUGGAAAUGGGGGUCGGGGACACUGCAGUCUAUAUUCCCGGCUUGAGCAAUUUAUUCAUCGACCGCCAACGUCUUAAUUGCACAAAGCAAAACAUAAGUGCAGCACCAUUAGAAGAAAAGGCUCACGACGAAACACGAAGAAUCGAAAGUGAUCCUAAUAAUGAUCUGAAUAAAGUUCCGAAUGCAACAACUAGUGUACCACAGCAUAUUCAUAGAGUGCAUGAAGCCAAAAACAUGACAGUUUCAUCAUCUACUCUUGAAAGUACUAUUUUGACUCCAGUUGCUGUUACAACUGUAACAAUGACAUCUGUUAACGGCAAUAUAGCUCAUAACAAUACGGUUUAGUCAGGAAAUGUGUUCAGUUGUAAUAAAUGUUUAUUUGAGAAUGUCCUUUUUAUUUUGUGUCUUAAAUAUAAGCCCGUUAAGAACAUAUUUCAUCGUGACAUUUUAAGUGAAAUGCAUUUAAGUGAUGUUUCUCAGUAUCAUAUUAUAUUACUUCAGACUUUUUAAAAAAUUGUCUCAAGCACAGUCUUCAUUAACUAUUUUGUUAUAGUCUUUUUCUCUGAAAUAAGAUAGCUAUGGCAGAAUAAGGACAAUUUGCUUGCAACCAAAAAUAUAAAAGUAUAACGAUUUGUCAUAAUCGAAUACUACAUUUUCCGUUCAUAGGAGAUGUGACUAAUGAUUGAAUUGUCAUCAUUUACGUCUAUUAAAAAAAAAAAUGCUACUCAGUAGCACUUUUCGAAUGUCAAACGCCACAUUGGACUGUACCCUGAUUCGCCUAUCUUUCACCGCUUGUGUGGUGCUGCAGUGCUGAAGAAACGGCGAAAUAAAUCCCACAGUACAGCAAGCUGUCUUCUCAUUACAAAAUUAAAUAAUUAUUUAUACCGUUAACAAAAAAUCAUCUUAGAAAUCUUGGAAUAUCCUACUGUACUAAACUUGUUUGCAACUACCCACUAAAUUGGACGUGAUAGCAUCAACAAAUCUCCUUCUACUACUAUAUCUAUUUGUUUCCUCGUUAAUCGUCGAGAAGGAAUAAUUUCACACAAUUCUACCAAAGCCCCACGAGUUACAGCGUAAUCUUGGUAUGUCUAAAGGCGUUAUGGCGGUAAUUCCCAAAGCAAAGCACCCUAAUCUAGAAUACUAAGAGAAAAUCUUUUCACUCUUCCAAAUUACGUAGCGAUUUACAUUUUCGCUCUUAUGUUUGUCAUUUUAUGACAACUGUUGAUAUUCUUAAUGAAAAUUAUAUGGAUUUUAGGCUUUAGUCCUCCAGUUUCAGUUGGAUUUUAAAUGUAAGUAUUAUGUUUUUACUUAGCCGUGGAAGAGAGACGCCACUACAGGUUAUAUUUUGCUUCUUCUCACUUCCACAGUUACUGUUGCCAUUUCUGCAUUGAGAGUUCGUGGUACAAAGAAAUACUUUAGGAAAACGAUAUCUUUUUCUAAGUAUUUAAUUAGUUAUAUAAAAUAGUGUUUCUCGUUUUAAAUUAGGGGAUGAUUUAUCUUAAAAUUAUUAAAACCCUAUUAAAAGAGUUAUGUCACAAUUCAACAGC